Molecule: messenger RNA, 1003 nt
Organism: Mauremys mutica (yellowpond turtle)
Lineage: Eukaryota; Metazoa; Chordata; Testudines; Geoemydidae
Product: glutaminyl-peptide cyclotransferase-like protein
Exons: 7
Coding region: 147-1001 (284 amino acids)
Molecular function (GO): glutaminyl-peptide cyclotransferase activity; zinc ion binding
Source: RefSeq, a predicted model, not a curated record
GGGGGUCCGGGGCUGGUGGGGGGCAGCCGCGGGGCCCGCCCGGCGCUCAGCUCGGCCACAAGCCCCGGAGCCUCUCCAGCAGCCAGGUGAAGCGUCUGGCCUCCUUGGUGGACCUCCGGCGCCUCUGGGGCUCCUUCCUGAAGCCCAUGCUGAUCGAGCGGUACCCGGGCAGCCCCGGGAACAGGAAGGUGCGGCAGUUCAUCGUGGAUAGCCUGGCCACGCUGGCUGCGGGCUGGCGGGUCGAGCUGGAUGCCUUCGAGGACCGGACCCCGCGGGGUGUCGUGAGCUUUGCCAACGUAGUGGCCACGCUGGACCCCGCUGCCGGGCGGCGCUUGGUCCUGGCCUGCCACUAUGACUCCAAGUACUUCCCCCGCGACCGGCAGGGCCGCACCUUCCUGGGGGCCACCGACUCGGCCGUGCCCUGCGCCAUCCUGCUGGAACUGGCCACGGCCUUGGACGCCGAGCUGCUGAAGGCCAAGGAGCAGGGCUCCGAGGUGACGCUGCAGCUGCUGUUUCUGGACGGCGAGGAGGCCUUCGGGGAGUGGAGCGAGAGCGAUUCCCUGUACGGGGCACGCCACCUGGCUGAGCACAUGGCCAAGGCUCAGCACCGGCCGGACACCAGCCAGCUCCAGGCUAUGAGCCUGUUUGUCCUGCUGGACCUGCUGGGGGCCCGAAACCCGACCAUCCAGAACCACUUCCCCCUCACCGCCUCCUGGUUCGACCGGCUCGUCGGCAUCGAGAAGCGUCUGCACCAGCUGGGCCUGCUGCAAUCCCACCCCCGGGCGCAGACGUACUUCCAGCGGGAGCCUGCGUAUGGGCAUGUUGAAGAUGACCACGUCCCCUUCCUCCGCAAAGGAGUGCCAGUGCUGCACCUCAUCGCCACCCCCUUCCCGUGGGUCUGGCACACGAUGGAGGACACGGAGCAGAACCUGCACCCCCCGACCGUGGAGAACCUCUGCAAGAUCUUGGCUGCCUUCCUGGCUGAGUACUUGUGGCUGUGAAU